Messenger RNA from Populus euphratica (Euphrates poplar), 4649 nucleotides. RefSeq lists its product as uncharacterized. Gene Ontology annotation, molecular function: DNA binding. Lineage: Eukaryota; Viridiplantae; Streptophyta; Magnoliopsida; Malpighiales; Salicaceae. The record is from RefSeq and is a predicted model, not a curated record. The transcript has 4 exons. Bases 152 to 4330 code for a protein of 1392 amino acids.
AUGAAAAACGCCUCCACAGUCAUACUCCAACCAGUCACGCAAACAAAAACUCAUCUCCAUUCUUCCAUUUAGCCUUUUCAGUUUCUCUCUCAUCCUCAUCAACGGUUUCUCAGUUACAUAAUCUCCUCUCUAUCUCUCUCAAAUAGAUGUCAUGGCCACAGCCACCGUGGACGCCUCCGUUUGCAACUACCAGAAUCAAGUCCACACCGAAUCUCUCCUUCUAAUCGAUCUACGCCAUCUUUCCCAACCCGAACUCCUCUCCCUCUCCUUCUGUUCCUCCUCCUCCUCCCUCCACCGUCUCCAAACGGACACCGCCGACGUCUCCACUCCUAAAAUCGACCGUUCAGUCUUCAACGAGUCUGCUGGUAGCCGCAAACAAACUUUCUCACGCCUCCGCCUUGCCCCUCGCAACAAUAACGCUUCCUCUUCUUCGAAUUCAACUCCUGUUGUUCCCUUUCAAAUUACCGAACGAAACCCUCUCGAUGAAGAGAAUUCACAGAUAAUUUAUCUUCUCAAGUCGCUGUUUGGUUCUAAUUCUCACUUUAUUGAAAGCAACAACGAGAAUAAUCAUAACCUAGUCUCCGUUCCUGUCAUCUAUAAUGAAUAUAUGCGUUUGCCUUGUACAAAUAAUGCGGAAUUGCAAAAUGUUGGCUGUAGUCAAGGAGGAGUAAAAAGCUUAGAGGUAAAUCACUUGAUCUCGACUCGAAUUGCCGAAUCUAGUUCAAAGAAAAGGAAACGAGGCAGGCCACGGAAGAAUGAGAAUGUCGAUUUCGGUAAUAACGAGUUACUAGAGAGGAAAAAAAUUGAGAAUAAAACGAUUGCUGUUGUGUGUGACGAUGUGGAAGUGCAGAAUAAGAAGACAGAGGAGAUGGAGAUGGUGAGCAAGAAUGGAGUGGUAGUGGACUUUUUGGCUUUAGGGAAUAUGGAGGAUCCGUAUGGGCAGGAGUUGCGGAGGAGGACGGAGGGAAUGCUUGGCCUUAGUCAAGGAGGAGUAAAAAGCUUAGAGGUAAAUCACUUGAUCUCGACUGGAAUUGCUGAAUCUAGUUCAAAGAAAAGGAAACGAGGCAGGCCACGGAAGAAUGAGAAUGUCGAUUUCGGUAAUAACGAGUUACUAGAGAGGAAAAAAAUUGAGAAUAAAACGAUUGCUGUUGUGUGUGACGAUGUGGAAGAGCAGAAUAAGAAGACAGAGGAGAUGGAGAUGGUGAGCAAGAACGGAGUGAUAGUGGACUUUGUGGCGUUGGGGAAUAUGGAGGAUCCGUAUGGCGAGGAGUUGCGGAGAAGGACGGAGGGAAUGCUUGGCUUUAGUCAAGGAGGAGUAAAAAGCUUAGAGGUAAAUCACUUGAUCUCGACUGGAAUUGCUGAAUCUAGUUCAAAGAAAAGGAAACGAGGCAGGCCACGGAAGAAUGAGAAUGUCGAUUUGGGUAAUAACGAGUUAGUAGAGAGGAAGAAAAUUGAGAAUAAAACGAUUGCUGUUGUGUGUGACGAUGUGGAAGUGCAGAAUAAGAAGAAAGAGGAGAUGGAGAUGGUGAGCAAGAAUGGAGUGAUAGUGGACUGUGUGGCGUUGGGGAAUAUGGAGGAUCCGUAUGGGGAGGAGUUGCGGAGGAGGACGGAGGGAAUGCAAUUGAAGGCAGAAUUUUUAGGGUUUUUGGAAGGGUUCGAGGGUGAAUGGGGGAGUACGAGAAAGAAGAGGAGGAUUGUGGAUGCUAGCUUGUUUGGGGAUGCCCUGCCGAUUGGGUGGAAGCUCUCUAUCUGCGUCAAGAAGCAAGCCGGUCGUGUUUGGUUGGCUUGUACAAGAUACAUAAGCCCUAAUGGGCUGCCGUUUGUGUCCUGCAAGGAAGUUUCAUCGUAUUUGCUUUCCUUUUCUGGACUUCAUGAUGCAAGACAGUUGAAUUUUGAUCACAUGGAUGGCAGGAUUAAGUUGACCGACAAAAUAGCUGCAUCCAUUUCUGCAGAUCAAACAUGUAAAGAUGGCAAGAUUGAGAAUGAUUUUGUUAGCUAUAAGGCAUUGCCUGUCAUCUCUACAUCUAUUGAGACAGGGGGGUGUCCGAGGGAUGUUCAAACAGGGAUGAAUUAUGAAUGCCACAAGUGCACCUUGACUUUUGAUGAGCAGGAUGACUUGCUGCAGCACUUGCUAUCAUCUCAUCAGCGGUCUCCAAAACAGCUUAAGUGUGGGACAUCAACAAAUGAAGAGGUGAUAAUAAAAAAUGGAAAAUAUGAAUGUCAGUUUUGUCUUAAACUUUUUGAAGAAAGGCAUCACUUCAAUGGCCACCUUGGGAACCACGCAAAAGAUCAUUUCAAGAAACUUGAUGCUUCCAGCGACGUAACCACUCAAAAGAAUGAUGAACCUACAUCUGUUGAAAUUCCUGUUGGAGCUGUAAAGAUCCAAACAUCGAUUGACAUUGACAGGGAUUCUGAUGAAAUAACUUCUGACACUAAAACCAAUGGUGCAAUAAAUUCCACCAUUCCAUCUUGGGAAAUGAAGGCAAAUACUUCUGUGAAAGCCUAUUGUGGUAAGCAGGAUAGAGUAUCUAAUAUUAGCAAUGAUGAAAUGGGGAAGAUGAAUGAAGUUACUGGCAUUUCUGCUGAAAUUAGUGUUUGUUCAGAACCAGCCUUGUUGAGUAAUGAGAAUAAUGCAAUUCAUAGAUCUUCUGAUGAAGCAAAUGUUCCCAGGUACUGCACCAACAUUGUCGAUGAACUUGACUGUUCAGUUGCUGGUGAUGUAAGGAACCUGGCCUGUAUAAAUUUGAAUCAGUUUCCCCCUAGGCUAAUUGAGGAACUCAAUCAGGAGAGAGGUUCUGAUAGUGGUUUACUUGCUCCAAAUGCCAAGGAGAACAUGUUUAAUGAUGACAUUAUUGAGGAUAGGAAUUGCUCUAGCACAAUUGAUAACAUGGUAAUUGAUGAUUGGGAUACAGAUGGAAAAGGUGAGCCUGCUACUGGUUCUUGUGCUGCAAUAGCAGAGAAUGUUGCAGCUAAUUUGAAGGAGCAAAGAAGUUCUGAAGGCUGUUCUGUCGGGCAUUUGAAUUCCAAUGCGGUGGAAACCAUGCAGGAAAAAGGUUCUAAAGGGGAUUUAACGGGUAUUGAGAACAAAGGUGGCCUGCUUACUAUAUCUGGUAAUGAGCAAUCAUUUGACUUAAAAGGUAAUGUAAUUAAGGUUUCCAAGGGCACAAUAAAUGUGGUUAAUCAAAAUGAAGUUCUAUGCCUUAAGAACAAUGAGUUUGGCAGUGAGAUUGAUCAAUCUGUGCAGACCGUAACUAAUAUUAAGCAGGAAAGAAGUUCAAACAUUUUUUCAUUUUUUCCAUCAACAAAUGGACUAACAUUUCCUUCAAAAGACUAUGGUAUGUGCAAUAGCACAUUGGAGAAGCUUAGUCAGGGUAGAAAUUCUGGAAAUGGACCAUCUCACAAUGAGCAAUCCCAUGAUGAUGAGAGUAGUGUGAAUCGGUUAUCAUGCUCUACAUUAGCAGAAGACAAGCUGCAGGAAGCUAAAACCUCCUGCAAUGGAGAGUUAUGUAUUGCUUUUGGUGACAAUGGCACUGAACAGGAUGCAGAUAUUGUGACCGGCACUGUGCAGGAAAUUUGUUUUCUUUUUGCUGGGAAUCAACAUACAUUAGCUGCUAAAGAUAAUGCAACUGGUCCCUUCAAUGGCACCAUGGACGAGCUGAAGCAGAAAAUGGAUUCUGUAGAGAGUGUACUUUGUCUAUCUGGUGAUGCGCCGAUGCGGAGUGUUGAAAAGAAUAUGCACGCAGCAUUCACAGGGUCAAUUCAGGACGAGCCGAGUGUAAAGCACACAGAAAAUUCUAAGAAAGAUGAUUUGGGUCAUGAUUUUAGUGGCCACCCUGGACCAAGUGAAAGUGUCGUAUCUGAGUUUAUGUGGAGAAAUGAUGAAGAAAAGGGCCUGCGAUGUGAUUUUGCUGAUACUUGUCAACCAGUGCAAGCAUCAGGUUUUUUUCCUCUGUAUGAUGCGGUUUCAGAUAAGGGUGAAAGUGAACUUUAUGGGGAGACAUAUGGUGUUAUAUCAGGUUUUGGAGGGUCGAAAUCAGGUGGCAUGGAAAAUAUGGAAUAUAAUGUUCUGAAUUCUCAAGUAAGCUCUCAUUCAGAUGAAUCCAAGGCUGUUUCAUGUGAUGCAGUUAUGCCUCAAGGGUUUGAUUCUUCUGUUUGUCUUGAGAAGGGAGAUUUGCCUUUUUUGGCAAAGAAUGCAAGCAGGCACCACGUACCUGCUGUGUGUGUCUGGUGUGGAAGGGAGAUUUGCCAGGAGGAUUUCGAAUCUGAAGCACAAACAAGCACGAUGGGUUUUAUGUGUGCAGAGUGCACUGCAAGGUUUUCAGGGCAUUAAUGUACAGUAAAAUGGGUUGCCAAUUAACAUUCCAGGCUCCCAUGACAAAAAAAGCUCAGGUAGUUUCUACUUUCUACUUUCAGAAAUUGUUUCUUUUGGCUAGAAAUGAUUCCAUGUUUCACAGAAAUUCAAAAACCCAUUUGGUUGUUACCCUGUUGUCUUCUAAAAGUCGAGCUUGGUGUCAAAUUAACAAUUGUUUUUGUCAGGUUCAAGUUCUUGAACCAUGGAUACUUUUUUCAUUCAGCAUGUGAAUUAUUAUGAAGUGACCAUGUUUUCAUUCGCACAGGCUGUUGAAAAAUUCGACCGGUCAAUUUACACA